AUGUGGUAUGCAAAGCUGCAAAAACACGCCAAGGGAUCACAGGAAGAAGUUCUCCGUACUCUACAAAACAACUACGAAGAAGCAGUCAAGCCUCUUGUGAAGGCCCCUCGAAACUGGCACCUCUGGUUGGAUACCUGGAAGAAAGCCAUGAACGAAGGAAUCCAGGAGGGCCUCCCAGAAGCUUUCCACCACUCAAUUUGGAUCCGCGACUUCUUUAAGGCUAUCUCGCCACAGUUCCCCGCAGCAAGCGGCUUUUCUUGGGACUACUACCUCCAAGAUCGGAAAGCCGAUACCAUCAUCACUACCCUUAAACACGCUGUCGACUACCUUACGUACCAAUUUGACUUUAAGGUCAAAGUCAUCGAAUGCGACAAUGAACUAACGAGCCAAAAGCCGGCAGUUACACAGUUCCUGCUCGGAAGAAACCUCAAAGUCGAACCCUCGGCCCCUUACACUCAAGACCAAAACGGAGGUGCCGAGCGCUCAGGGGCCUUUGCCAUGACUCCAUCAACCCAAGACAAGAGGAAUCGCCUCAAGAAACUUGACCCACGGGCUUGGAUAGGAUACCUUGUGGGAUACACGUCCUCCAACGUAUACCGAAUUUGGGUACCAUCAGAAGGCAAAGUGAUCUCUACCCGAGACGUUAUUUUUGACGAGCAACAGAUUUUCGAUGGAACACUCGAGAGCCUCGCUCAAAACGUCAAGGAAGCAGACCUCGAGGAGCUAGCUCUAGCCCUCACACACAUAAGUCUUCCAGAAGACGACGAAAUCGCCCCGAAAGCAGCCCCACAGGCGCUUGACGAGCAAAUCUUCGAAUUUGACCACGAUGACGAUGACGAGCACACAGCAGAGCCUGAGAAAGACCCGGAAGGUCAGGAAAGUCGAUACACAGAAGCCCGAUUCGAGCUGCUACCGACGCCUCCUUCAACUCCUCCGGCGGCCCUGCUUGCCGCAUCAAUACAAACAAAUCUGCCUGAAAAGCGAGUUGAUCUCAACGAGCCCCGGAAAUCAUCCAUCAGCAGGGUCAAGGAAUCCUUCCUCGCACAUUGA
Hirsutella rhossiliensis is the source of this 1050-nucleotide messenger RNA. Its product is annotated as integrase core domain-containing protein. The record is from RefSeq and is a predicted model, not a curated record. The coding region runs from base 1 to 1050 and encodes 349 amino acids. The transcript is spliced from 3 exons. NCBI's taxonomy places the organism in Eukaryota, Fungi, Ascomycota, Sordariomycetes, Hypocreales, Ophiocordycipitaceae. Gene Ontology annotation, molecular function: nucleic acid binding.